Molecule: messenger RNA, 1091 nt
Organism: Colossoma macropomum (tambaqui)
Lineage: Eukaryota; Metazoa; Chordata; Actinopteri; Characiformes; Serrasalmidae
Gene: gdf3
Product: growth differentiation factor 3
Exons: 2
Coding region: 3-1091 (362 amino acids)
Biological process (GO): BMP signaling pathway; SMAD protein signal transduction
Cellular component (GO): extracellular region
Molecular function (GO): cytokine activity; growth factor activity
Source: RefSeq, a predicted model, not a curated record
UUAUGGCGAUUUUUAGGUUUUUAUUUCUGUCGUCUGUUUGUACCUUUGGGCUUGUCUGCACUGAGGACGUGCAAGUUCAGGAGCGACUGUUUUUAAGUUCACUGGGGCUUUCGAGUCGACCUAGGCCGUCAAGACGUGGUUCUGUGCCCUCACUGUUGUGGAGGAUCUUUAAAAAGACUGAUCAAACACGAGCGGAGACUGAUCCGGAUCCGUGCACGGUGCCGGAGUACGGAGUGAGGGGGAACAUCGUGAGAUAUGUCCUGGACCAAGGUAGACUCAUUUCUGACUCCAGCAGCCAUGGUGUGGAGAAACAUCUGUUUUUUAACAUGUCUGUGCUGGAGGACGUUGAGCAGCUUACAUUUGCCCAACUGGAGUUGAAGUUCAAACCAGACCUUUCCCGCUUGUCCCACCAUGUUGGUCAGCACACCUUCAGCAUGCACCUCUACAAGGUCUUGAGGACCCAGUUAAAAGGCAUGAACCAUGAAUCCAGUCGCAGAUUGCUGCUCUCCCAGUCCGUUCAGUACACCCACAGCACCACUGUCCACUUCAACCUGACUGACCUCGCUGAGUGGUGGAGGAAGCCUGGCAAGAACUACGGGCUGGUCCUUGUACUCCAGUCCCCACAGAUAAGCAACAAGCUAGACCCGCUGGACUAUGACCCUGGUCUCGCAGACAUCCCUGAACUAGUCACCUCGCUGGUGGUCGUGUCUUUGAACCCUUACCAGUGUACAUCCAGAAAGAAGCGAAGCGCCUACUAUGUUCCAGUGAGCCCCAGCAACGUGUGCAAGCCGAGGCGUCUCUACAUUGACUUCAGAGAUGUCGGCUGGCAGGACUGGAUCAUCGCGCCCCAGGGCUAUGUGGCCAACUACUGCCAUGGAGAGUGCCCUUUCCCUCUAAGCGAGAGCCUGAACGGGACCAACCAUGCCAUUCUGCAGACCCUGGUGCACUCCUUUGAUCCCAAAGGGACCCCUCAGCCCUGCUGUGUCCCAGUCAAACUGUCUCCCAUUUCUAUGCUGUACUAUGACAAUAAUGACAAUGUGGUUCUCAGGCAUUAUGAGGACAUGGUGGUGGAUGAAUGUGGGUGCAGAUAG